Messenger RNA from Echinococcus granulosus, 267 nucleotides. RefSeq lists its product as hypothetical. The coding region runs from base 1 to 267 and encodes 88 amino acids. The record is from RefSeq and is a predicted model, not a curated record. Lineage: Eukaryota; Metazoa; Platyhelminthes; Cestoda; Cyclophyllidea; Taeniidae. The transcript is spliced from 3 exons.
AUGACUGUAUAUGUAGAGAUUUAUUGUAUCCAUAUUUGUUUGUUAAAAAAGACUGGAUUAGAAAUGCUCGCUGACAAAGCUAAAACACUUUGCAAUGCUGGCUUCGCAACACUUAAAGAGAACUCCAAAACAUUUGCUUUGAUUGUCUUAUAUCAGUUUUAUGAAUUUGAAAAACAAGGAGUUAUGGGAGUAGGCUACCGAAUUAGAGUUUUGUGUCAAACAUUGCUGCCAUUUGUAGACUUUGAUGAUUGUCGGGCUGUUUUUUGA